AUGGAGGCCGGGCAGGGUCCCGGCGGCGGGGAGCUCGGCGAUUCGCCCGAGAGAGAAGUACCUAAGCCUUAUGUACCAACAGAAGAGGAAAGAAGACUCCUCAAGGAAUGUGCUGAUGAGAGUGCCCGAUACAGAGCUUUUCCUUUGGCUGCAGUGAGCAUGCUUGGUACUAGCUUCUUAAUUAAGAAAGGUGUUCUAAGAGACAGUUCAAGAUUUGGCUCUUUCACAAAAGUUGCAUUCGCUGGAAUGUGUGGAUACCUGGCUGGGAAGAUAUCCUACUUGCCAAUCUGUAGUGAGAAAUUUAAGAAACUGAAGGAUUCCCCCAUAGGAGAUGUUCUUCGACAAGCUCAGAGACAUAGUUCCCAUAACCGUUCCAGUCGGAAAUCUGAAUUUUCAGAUCUGCCUUCUCAGUCAUUUCCUGAAGCUUCUUCUCCAAGAGCUGGCUUCCCCCUUUCUCCUAGCUAUUCAGAUGAUUAUAGUUCAACAGAUAGAGGCCUCUCAAGCUAUGAACCUGUUCCGUUCAGCGCUUCCCUGAAUGAAUCUUCACCUACAGGCAUCACUGAUUACACUGCUCAAGAUCCUGCUCCAGUUCCAGAAGAAGGUCGUAAAAAGAAAGGCGUCACCUAUGAGGAAUUAAGGAAUAAACACAGAGAGGUUUAUGAUGUAAUGCAGCCACCAAAGGCAGAAGCUCCAAGCAAGUUUACACAGGAGAAAAAAGCUAAAGAAGUUAAAGUAAAUAAGUAUGGAGAUACCUGGGAUGAGUGACAGCUGAAGGAAGAAUCGAAGAAAAUGAUCUCCUGUUCGCCAACUUGAACUUCAUCUACGUUAGUCACAAGUGUCAGCACCUUUGGUGUGUUCUGCCAGGCACAGCUCUUAAUCAAGGAGGAGAAAAUCCUGACUUGCCAGAAGAUUAAAAAUUAAAAUAAAAAAUAAAGCAUUUAAGCUUAAAUUUUUUCAGUUUUGCAUAAAUACAGCAGGAGAAGCUAUCGUGAGGUGUCAUGGCUGCAAACCAUUUGUGCUGUUGUUUAAGAAUGAAAAGGGUAACUGGCAAUAGCUGAUAGAAAUGUAGAGCAAAAGGUACCAACUCUCUGUAAAUAAUGCAAUCACAUGUAUUGGGAAGGAGAAAAGAGCAGAAUCUUAUCAAAUUGUCAAGACUUGCAUUAAAAGUUAC
Molecule: messenger RNA, 1171 nt
Organism: Indicator indicator
Lineage: Eukaryota; Metazoa; Chordata; Aves; Piciformes; Indicatoridae
Gene: OCIAD1
Product: OCIA domain containing 1
Exons: 8
Coding region: 1-765 (254 amino acids)
Cellular component (GO): endosome
Source: RefSeq, a predicted model, not a curated record